Messenger RNA from Heterocephalus glaber (naked mole-rat), 2370 nucleotides. NCBI's taxonomy places the organism in Eukaryota, Metazoa, Chordata, Mammalia, Rodentia, Bathyergidae. The record is from RefSeq and is a predicted model, not a curated record.
AGCCCGCGCGGAGGUGGUGUGGAGCGCUUCGACUCAGAGCGGCUGAGCAACUUGAUCGCCCUGCAAGCUGCGGCGAAGCCUCUAUAGAGAAGGCAAGAGAGCUUGGCAGCUUCGAUUGAAGCCAGCGAGCGGCGACGUCAAGGCAGGAGUCAUGAGCGAUAGCGGCGAGCAGAACUACGGCGAACGGGUUAAUGUUGAAGAAGGAAAAUGCGGAAGUCGUCAUAUGACAAGUUUUAUAAAUGAGUAUUUGAAGCUCAGGAAUAAGUGAAGCUGAAAUUUGAAAAAAUAAAAGAAAGAAUGCAUGCUAAUUAUCAGACCAGAAGUCCCACUUAUAGAAUAUUGAGCAAUUUGUGUGAAGUGGGGAAGAUGAAAGAAGUCAGAAUUUGAAACGGAAGAAUGAAGAAAAGAAAUAAAAAUGAAGUUAAGAUAAGAAGUAAUCUGGAAUCAGAAAGCACUACGCUAAGAAUCCCGUUCUGCUUCCAGAAGUGGAAGUGCUCACGGAUCGGGGAAAUCUGCAAGGCAUACCCCUGCAAGGUCUCGCUCCAAGGAAGAUUCCAGGCGUUCCAGAUCAAAGUCCAGGUCCAGAUCUGAAUCUAGGUCUAGAUCCAGGAGAAGCUCUCGAAGGCAUUAUACAAGGUCAAGAUCUCGAUCUCGCUCUCAUAGACGUUCCCGUAGCAGGUCUUACAGUCGAGAUUAUCGCAGACGCCACAGCCACAGCCAUUCUCCCAUGUCUACUCGAAGGCGUCAUGUUGGGAAUCGGGCAAAUCCUGACCCAAACUGUUGUCUUGGAGUGUUUGGGUUGAGUUUGUACACCACAGAAAGAGAUUUAAGAGAAGUGUUCUCUAAAUAUGGUCCCAUUGCCGAUGUGUCUAUUGUAUAUGACCAGCAGUCUAGGCGCUCAAGAGGAUUUGCCUUUGUGUAUUUUGAAAACGUAGAUGAUGCCAAGGAAGCUAAAGAACGUGCCAAUGGAAUGGAACUUGAUGGGCGUAGAAUCAGAGUUGAUUUCUCUAUAACAAAAAGACCACAUACCCCAACACCAGGAAUUUACAUGGGGAGACCUACCUAUGGCAGUUCACGCCGUCGGGAUUACUAUGACAGAGGAUAUGACCGUGGCUAUGAUGAUCGGGACUACUAUAGCAGAUCAUACAGAGGAGGUGGUGGUGGAGGAGGUGGAUGGAGAGCUGCUCAAGACAGGGAUCAGAUUUACAGAAGGCGGUCACCUUCUCCUUACUAUAGUCGUGGAGGAUACAGAUCACGCUCCAGAUCUCGAUCCUACUCACCUCGUCGCUACUAAAGCAUGAAGAUGAAGACUUUCUGAAACCUGCCAUAGAGCUGGGAUAUUGUUUGUGGACAAUAUUUUUAUUGUCUGUUUAAAAAGUGAACAGUGCCUAGUGAAGUUAGGUGACUUUUACACCUUUUAUGAUGACUACUUUUGGUGGAGUUGAAAUGCUGUUUUCAUUCUGCAUUUGUGUAGUUCAGUGCUUUGUUCAAAGUUAAGUGGUUUCAGAAAAGUAUGUUUUGCAUGUAUUUUUUUACAGUCUAAAUUUUGACUGCUGAGAAAUUUCUAUUGUACAAAACUUCAUUUAAAAGGUUUUUCUACUGAAUCCAGGGUAAUCUGAAGAUCGAAGCCUGUGUGUAAAAUGCUACCAAAUGGCAAAAAGCAACAAUAAACAGUUUUGAUUUUUAUUUUCCUUUCGAACAUUGAUGCUUAGCAGCACUAUUCAAAUUUGUUAUCAGUAAAUUCGAAGGUGAAAAUACACCCAUUUUCCUCCAGUCCGUGAAACACCAUAUUUAAUAUACCUGCAACUACGUGUUAAAAAUAAGCUCUGUAAGGGGCCGGAGAUUUAGCUCAGUGGUUCUGCUGCCUGCCUCGCAAGCGCAAGGUCCUGAGUUCGAUCCCCGGUACCAAAAAAAAUAUGCUCUGUAACUCUGUACUGCUAGUAGUAGAACUAAGUUUUUCAAUACAGCAAAUGCUUACUGCUUAUAUAAAUGUGGAUUUGUCAGCCUUUAUGUAAUCUGUAUAUGUAUAACAGGGAAUAAGAAAAGAGUUAAGAGUUAGACAUUGUGUAUGCCUUAAGGCUGUUUCUUAAACCUGUUAAAAGGGGAUGAUGGUAUUUCAACUAGCUAUCAGCAAAUGACAAUACAUUCCACCACAAAUGUACUCUUGUUCUUCUAGCUUUUAGACCGUUAACCUGGGUGCUUCACAGUACAGGAUAAGAGAAGGGAAUAUUACCACCUGUCAUGGAUGAACUGAAAACCGCCUGUUCAUUUUUUAAAUAUUAUUUUCAGGUCCUUUGCUUAUCAAAGGAGUCCCAAUUUCACUCAAAUGUUUUGAGAACUGUGUUAAAUAAAAGAAAAUGAAGAGAAAAA